Molecule: messenger RNA, 2285 nt
Organism: Paramormyrops kingsleyae
Lineage: Eukaryota; Metazoa; Chordata; Actinopteri; Osteoglossiformes; Mormyridae
Gene: tent5ba
Product: terminal nucleotidyltransferase 5ba
Biological process (GO): mRNA stabilization
Molecular function (GO): poly(A) RNA polymerase activity; RNA binding
Source: RefSeq, a predicted model, not a curated record
UGGGUGUGAAUAAGCGGUGUUCUCUAGUUAGGGUAACGCCGAUACUUACUUUGCGAUGGCCUUUAAUAAUUCAUAACCACAGUGCGCAGCCAAUCGGGCCGCGUCUAUGUUAAUCCUCGCACUUUUAAAGCCGUUUGUAGCCUAAGUGCUAGCAUACUGUAUGAAACGUGUUUUGGUGGAGGGGAAGCUCGUAUAUUGGAAAUAGUCUAACGUGCGGAGAUUAAUACACUUUAGUUAGGACAGAGAAUCGCCAGCGAUUUAUUAUUUAAAGCAUUCAGUCAGAUCUGUAACAAACAUUUUCUUGCGUUUCAGUAGCUUGUUAAUUCUGAGAUUGUGACUUUUCGGCGAGAAUAAACGGCAUAAAUAAGCUCUACUGCGUUUUGGCUGGGUGUCACAUCGCCAUGUCCUCCGGUGAUGCGUCGGAGCAGGGUCGGCGAUUCUGUGUACUGUCCUGGGAGCAGGUGCAACGUUUGGACUCGAUCCUUGGGGAAACCGUCCCCAUACAUGGGCGCGGAAACUUCCCCACACUCUCAGUCCAACCGCGACAAAUCGUGCAGGUGGUCCGGGCACGCCUGGAGGAGAAGGGCAUGGUGGUCCGGGACGUGAAACUCAAUGGGUCAGCGGCCAGCCACGUUCUCCACCAGGACACAGGCCUUGGCUACAAAGAUCUGGACCUGAUCUUCGGCCUGAGGCUGGCUGACGACCGGGCCUUCCGUCUGGUGAAGGACGUGGUGCUGGACUGCCUGCUGGACUUCCUACCGGUUGGUGUCAACAAGGAGCGCCUCACGCCCCUGACUCUGAAGGAGGCCUACGUGCAGAAGCUGGUGAAGGUCUGCAACGACACGGACCGCUGGAGCCUCAUCUCGCUCUCCAACAACAUGGGCAAGAACGUGGAGCUCAAGUUCGUGGACUCGCUGCGGCGACAGUUCGAGUUCAGCGUGGACUCCUUCCAGAUCGCCUUGGAUUCGCUGCUGCUCUUCGACCGCUGUUCUGAGACGCCCAUGUCGGAGAGCUUCCACCCCACCGUGCUGGGCGAGAGCAUGUAUGGAGACUUCCAGGAGGCCCUGAGUCACCUGCACAACAGGACCAUCGCCACGCGUAGCCCCGAGGAGAUCCGGGGUGGUGGCCUGCUGAAAUACUGCCACCUGUUGGUGAGGGGCUUCCGCGCGGCCUCCGAGGCGGAGAUGAAGUCGCUGCAGCGCUACAUGUGCUCGCGCUUCUUCAUCGACUUCCCUGACAUCGGCGAGCAGCAGCGUAAGCUGGAGGCCUACCUGCAGAGCCACUUCGCAGGCAUGGAGCACAAGCGCUAUGAAUGCCUGGUGACGCUGCACCGCGUGGUCAACGAGAGCACGGUGUGCCUGAUGGGCCAUGAGCGGCGGCAGACGUUGGGCCUGAUCUCGGCGCUGGCACUGCGGGCACUGGCUGAGCAGAACGUUAUCCCCACUGUCACCAACGUCACCUGCUACUACCAGCCGGCGCCAUACGUGCGGGACGUCAACUUCAACAACUACUACGUGGCCCGCGUGCAACCGCUGGUGGCCUCAUGCAAUAACUCAUACCAGACCUGGCUGCCCUGCAACUGACCCGGCAAAGCCGAGCCAACAGACUGCUGGGAUAGGCGUCAUGUGACAUCGGGGUGGGGGGGGGCUCUCUUUGGUAAGCUCAGUGUUCAACAGCAGUGAUUUAUAUAUAUAAAGUUUAUAUUUUUCCCAUUUUGAAGCAAAAAGAUACUAAAAAAAAACAUGUAUUUGCUAAAUGUGACUUUUUCUGUGCUUAGUUGAACUUUACUGCUGUAUAUCUCCUUUGAACCACAAAAAAACUUUUUUUUUUUUUGGUCUUGGUUGUACAAUUGCAAGCCCUUUUUAUGUGUACGUAGAGGGGUGGAUGACAUGGGGGGGCAUUUUUGAAGUAGCUUUUUCUUUGUGUUUAUUGAAAUGAAUGUUGAAAGAGACUUAGAGAUUUGUAUGUUUAAGAGAGGGAAUGCGAGGGGAUUUUGAAGCUGUAUUCUUUUUAGAUUGUGGUUUCAAUGGAUCCUUUCCUCAUAUAUGGGAUUCUAAAAGGACCAAAGAUUUAUAUUGUUUUACAAAAAGGGAAAUUACUGUUGUGAUUCCAAGUGCCUAAAACAACCAACUUAAAAAAUAACCUCUUUAAAGUAAUAGUGUUGUAUAGAGAGUAUGAUCUUCUAUAUUACUGUAAGUCUCUAUUUUCAAAGACUGAGGUGUUCAUUUUCAACCGAUUUGAAAAAAAGAAAAAAAAAUUAAAACCCCAAACUUUGUGUAGUCUCA